UAUAUGUAUAUAGUGAAGUCCAUGUUUAGAGGUAUUACUCUUUGGUCUUUGUGUAUUCUCUUUUAAGUGUACUUGAUUUCCGAUUCAGAAUAAAAGAUGUCGGCUCAUUAACUGCAGCCUAAAUGUAUUUCUGUCGAUGUUAAUUACAAUUUAUAAUAAAUAGUAUUGAAACUUCAAUUGUGUUUUUAUUUAAAACAUGAAACAUGGUGUCUUAUAAGUGGGAUACAAAUAAAUUCAAGUGCGUGAGUAAUAAAUUAACAUAAAAAUGUGUUAUAACAAUGAGUGAGUCGGAAGAUGAAAACGUGCUUCAACAAACUGAACAAAGGACUGUGUCUAGAAAAACUGAAAAUUUCACAAUGGUUCCAUGCAAUCUUCAGAAUUUUAAUUUCGAGGGCAAUUUAUCCGAAAAUUGGAAGCACUGACAUUUUCAAUUCGUUCAACCUCUCAUCCGAAGAUGCAAAAAAGUACGACGUGGUGGUAAGUAAAUUUGAAAACCAUUUCUCGCCUAAGAAAAACCUCACGGUUCUGAGACAUAAAUUUCUAAAUAGGAAACAGCUGCCAUCUGAAUCCAUCGAUAGUUUCUAUACAGACUUAGUUAACUUGAGCCUCGCUUGUGAAUUUGACUCUGUCCGCGAAAGUCUUGUUUGCGAUGUCUUAAUAUCAGGGCUUAACUCUCAAAACCAGAAUGUCAGGGAACGAUUAUUGAGAGAGCCGGAGAUUAACUUGGAGAAGACUUUAGCAAUCUGUAAAGCUGCUGAACUGUCUAAACAACACAUCAGAGAACUUGAAGCAGAACAUAAUGUCCAUACAGUAAACGUCCAUAAGCAACGAGAGAGGGGUUACCAACAACCACAAACGUUCAGACAGAAACAGGUUCAUCAGGACCAACGGAACAAAUUUCAUCCACCAUCACAGCAGAAAUCAACUGGGACAGGUAGGCCUAACAAAAGUACAAGUGCUAAGAAGUUUAUUUCAAACUGCCGUAAUUGUGGGAAAAAUCACGGUAUUAACAAGUGCUCUGCGUAUGGCUUAGUGUGCUAUAAGUGCGGUAAAAACAACCACUUUGCCAGUGUAUGCAAAUCAGCCAAAAAGGUUUGUGAAGUAGGCCUAAGUUUAGAUUCUAAUUCGAGUGAUGUAGCUAUAAGGCAAGGUAGGCAAGACAGUUCUUCUAAAAGUACUUGUGCACAAGAAUAUUUUUCAAUUGAUACGGUAUCGCUCACGUCUGAAUCUAUACCUAAUUACGUGAUUGACAAAAACUUUUUAUUCAGUAAUAUAUGUUCAGUUAAUGAUUCUGUUCCUAAAAAUUACAUGUGUAAAGCCAGGGCUAAUGAAUGGCUAGAGAAUUUGAACAUUAGGGAACACACAAUAUCAUUUAAAAUAGAUACAGGUGCUCAGACAAAUAUCAUCCCAAUUGAUUUGUUUAAUAGGCUAGGCCUAUCAAAGGCAUUAAUACGCACCUCAAAUAUAAAUCUUAGUACACUAACUGGUGAAAAAAUACCGGCUUAA
This is a messenger RNA of Macrosteles quadrilineatus (aster leafhopper), 1506 nucleotides long. RefSeq lists its product as uncharacterized. The transcript has 3 exons. The coding region runs from base 295 to 1506 and encodes 403 amino acids. Gene Ontology annotation, molecular function: nucleic acid binding; zinc ion binding. Lineage: Eukaryota; Metazoa; Arthropoda; Insecta; Hemiptera; Cicadellidae. The record is from RefSeq and is a predicted model, not a curated record.